AUGAGACUUUGUACCAAAUGGAUCCAGCCAUUCUCACCCACGGCUAACCCGCCGUUGGAGCCGGCAUGUCGGUGGCGUUGUGCCGUUUCAAUGAAGACGGCUCAGCAAACUCGUGGAACUCGGGCUUCGAGUAAAUGGGAAAGAUUGGUUAUUGAUUCGGGAGAGGGUUGUCAGCCACGGUCGUUAAGUCAGCUCGAUAAACGAUGGAUGGAGUAUCACGGGUCGAAGAACUGGGAAGGCUUAUUGGAUCCGCUUGACGAUGGUUUACGUGGUGAGAUUAUUCGGUACGGGAGCUUUGUUGAGGCGGCAUACCAAUGCUUCGACUCUGACCCUUCGUCACCGAGUUACGGUACAUGUCGGUAUACGAAAAACUCGAGUUUGGAACGAGCCGGUGUCCAUGGAAGCGGGUACCGUGUGACGAAAAACUUACACGCCACGUCAUCGAUUCCAAUGCCACAUUGGACGGGUCAAAUCGGGGUGCGGUCCAGUUGGAUCGGAUUCGUGGCGGUCUGCGAGGACCAGAAUGAGAUUUCUAGACUCGGCAGACGAGACGUAGUGAUCUCAUUGCGUGGGACCGGAACUUGUUUAGAGUGGCUCGAGAAUCUACGAGCCACUCUAACUCGUUGCCCGUUCGGCAAUGAGAACAACAUGAAAGGACAAAAUGACGAACCGAUGGUGGAAAGCGGAGUUUUAAGUCUCUAUACCUCAAGCACGUCGGUAUGCCCAAGCUUACAACAAUCAAUAGCGGACGAAAUUUUAAGAAUAGUUCAAAAGUACAGCAAUGAGCCACUAAGUGUCACCAUCACCGGCCAUUCUUUAGGAGCUUCGUUAGCUAUUCUAGCCGCCUACGAUAUUAAAACUACCAUCAAACACGCUUUACAUCUCUCAGUUAUCUCGUUCGGUGGGCCCAGGGUUGGCAACCGGAGUUUCCGACACAACCUAGAACUACAAGGAACAAAGAUUCUACGUAUAGUGAAUUCAGAUGACCUAAUAACGAAAGUACCUGGUUUUUUCGUCGAGGACCAUGAUGACAUGGCGCAAGAACAGAAAGCUCGUGGGCCCCAUCUACAUCGUUGGAUACGGAAACAUGUCAACGACAACCAAUGGGUGUAUGCUAACAUAGGACACGAGCUACGACUCAGUAGUCGAGCCUCGUUACAGUUAAAUAGUAUCAACGUGGCCACAUGCCAUGAUUUAAAGACAUAUCUACAUCUAGUAAAUGGAUUUGUGAGCUCAACUUGUCCAUUUAGGGCAAGUGCAAGAAUGAUGCUCAAUAAAGCUACUGCUAUUCCACCCACACAAUAA
Messenger RNA from Cynara cardunculus var. scolymus (artichoke), 1305 nucleotides. RefSeq names its product phospholipase A(1) DAD1, chloroplastic-like. Lineage: Eukaryota; Viridiplantae; Streptophyta; Magnoliopsida; Asterales; Asteraceae. The transcript has a single exon. Gene Ontology annotation, molecular function: glycerophospholipase activity. The record is from RefSeq and is a predicted model, not a curated record. Gene Ontology annotation, biological process: lipid metabolic process. Bases 1 to 1305 code for a protein of 434 amino acids.